AUGGAAAUAACACCCAUUAAUAUACAUAACGAUAACGAUAAAUUAAACAAAAAAAUUCCAAAUUACGAAAAAGCUGUGAAGGAUUUUUUCACCAAUAUUGAAACAGGAGACCUUUAUGAUUACACAGACUAUGUCCUAAACUUUCUUAAAACCACCGAUUCAAAAGAAUCCAAAAUGAUCGAAUACCUAUCAAGUCAUUGCAAUUCUCAAAACCAAGUGAUCCUUGGCGCGAUUUAUUUGGAGAUGGACGAAGCAAAAAAAGCAUUUCAAGAAUUCAAGAAAGCAGCUGAGAUGAACAACCCUCAUGGACAAUACUUUCUUGGACAUUGUUAUGAAAUUGGGAUUGGUAUAGCUGAGGACGAUGAAACCUCUGUGUAUUGGAAGAAAAAAGCAGCGAAUCAAGGGAUUCCAGCUGCUUGUUAUUUUUUGGGGUAUCAUUACGAACAGGGAGAGGGUGUGCGAGUGAAUAAAAGAACUGCUUUUAUUUUAUUUCGAAAAGCAUUUGAAAGUGGUUAUAGUGCUGCUUCUCUCGAGCUUGCCAUGACGUAUGACGAAGGCGCUGGCACUUUGCAGAAUACUCAUAAGGCCAUAUAUUGGUAUAGGAAAAGUAUAAAAGAUGGAGAUGUGAAUGCAUACGAUUAUUUAAGAGACUUAUUACGCGGGGUACCUUGA
Molecule: messenger RNA, 672 nt
Organism: Ambispora leptoticha
Lineage: Eukaryota; Fungi; Glomeromycota; Glomeromycetes; Archaeosporales; Ambisporaceae
Source: the annotation of a GenBank genome assembly